AUGUAUUAUUAUCUAUUAUCAACCACAAUAUUUUUAAUUUUAAAUUUAAUUUCUGCUCAAGAUAUUGGGCAGAAUUUAAAUAAUAAUGCCCAAUUAGAACAAUUUUUAAAUCAACAACAAAGCCAAAUAUCUAUUGACUUUCCUUCAUCUUUAAAUAAUGGGCUAGUUUAUAAAAAUUCUAGAAAAAAAAUCUCAUUUAAAUUAAAUUUCAGAAAUCUCCCUUCCCAACAACAAUUAGUAAUUCCCCAAACAAUUAAAUCAGCAGAUAAAACUUCAAUAUUUCCUUCUUCUCAAUUACCUUUUGAUGGAGUUCCUCCUGGAUUUGAGACAGUCUUGCCUAUUGAAGUUUUACAAAAAUUGAGGGAAUUACACAAAAAUACAAAUAUUCCUUUAACGCAAAAACAAUCAGAAUUUGACAAAAUAAUGACUUCAGUUUCACCAAAAUUACUUGCUAAACUUCCUUUACCGCCUGGAUUUGAAGCACUUCCUUCCAACAUUAAAGAGAAAAUAAAAGAAAUUAAUGGUGAUUCUUCAAUUGAUUGGAGUAAAAAACAUUUAAAAGUUAAAGAAUUAAUUGGAACAUUACCCCAACAACAACAUCCACAUCCUCAAUUACACAAUCCUAUAAGAAUUCCAUCAACACAAAUUCAACAAACAAAUUCUGGAAAUGUUAUUCCUGAAUUUUUUCCACCCAAUCCUCCUCCCGGAUUCGAAAAAGUUUUACCCCCAGAAGUAUAUCAACAACUUUUACAAAUUCACCGUUCCCCUCAAUUAACUGUCCAACAAAAAAGUCUACAAAUAGAUCAAAUAAUGCGUUCAUUGCCUCAAAACAUAAUUGACAGUUUGCCUUUGCCGCCGGGCAAUUUUUUAAAUUAA
This is a messenger RNA of Meloidogyne enterolobii, 876 nucleotides long. The record is from the annotation of a GenBank genome assembly. NCBI's taxonomy places the organism in Eukaryota, Metazoa, Nematoda, Chromadorea, Rhabditida, Meloidogynidae.